Gilbertella persicaria is the source of this 2807-nucleotide messenger RNA. RefSeq lists its product as uncharacterized. Gene Ontology annotation, molecular function: ATP binding; calmodulin binding; calcium-dependent protein serine/threonine kinase activity. NCBI's taxonomy places the organism in Eukaryota, Fungi, Mucoromycota, Mucoromycetes, Mucorales, Choanephoraceae. The record is from RefSeq and is a predicted model, not a curated record. Bases 35 to 2764 code for a protein of 909 amino acids. The transcript has 2 exons. Gene Ontology annotation, biological process: protein autophosphorylation; peptidyl-serine phosphorylation; intracellular signal transduction. Gene Ontology annotation, cellular component: cytoplasm; nucleus.
ACCACCACCACCUCCUCCUCCUCCUCUUUUCCCGAUGUAUAAAGAAAUAGAGCCACAAAGGAAAAGUAAUUUGUACUUUGUCCAUGCACUUAGUGAGCAAGAUUGGGCGACAAAAAAACUGCGUGGAUUUAGCGAUGUUCGUCUCUUAUUUCAAUGCCUUAACUCGUCCUUCUUCAGCUAUGUUGAAUCAAAAGAACAUGGCAUACCCCUACCACGUUUUUAUAUUGCAAAAAAUAGAACUUUGUUGCACCAAGCAAAAUCAGAUCCUAAUGGAGCUUUAGCUAUUCUUUACAAUGCUCAAUUGACACCCAAGCAAGACACUACUGCUAAAAACCUUUAUCAACUUCAAGCCACAGUUGUAUUGUGUGAACCAGUGGGUGAAACGCAUAAUUUUGACGAUUCUUCUAUGGACAAAAGUCGUGAAUACGAGUUUUGCCCAAAGGCAUGGGCAAAACUAAAAGUGCAACAUAUAGUACAUAAUGUGAGUGCUGUCAUUGAUGCUGAUAUAGAUCGAAAUUAUUUCAAAAAAGCGUACAGUACGUUUCGGUUGUCAACAAAGAUUCCUGCAGAUCCUAAAAAGAUUGGCAACAAUGAAAUUGCAAAGCAGUUUGCUCGAUCAAUUUUAGAGCCUGUGUCUUCAAAGCCGUUAGUAACAAAACCGGCAUCAUCAAUUAACACAAAAGAAGUAACUGCUUCUUCUUCCUCUAAAGAACUGCCAGCAAAUAAAGAAUCACAAGCAUCUGAGAAGACCAUACCUACUACGCCAGCCACAGCUCACUCAAAAGUAAAGACUUCGGUCGUUGAAGUACAAAAAGAUGUCAGACCACCUACACCCAUUGCAGCGCUUUCAAAGAUAAAGACUCCUGUCGUUCAAGUGCAAAAGGACACUAAGUCACCUACGCCACCUACAGCUCAUUCAAAGCGAAAAUUUCCUGUUGCUGACGUACAAAAGGAUAUUAGGUCACCUACACCACCUACAACUCACAUAAGAUUAACAGUCCCUACCAUUGAAACAUCUGAAAAGGACAAGGGAACAAAGGGAGUAACUACAGCGAAUCAAGAAGACCAGACAGUAGCUAUGCUAGACAAAAUAUUGACACAUACGAAGAAUACCAUAGAAAAAUCUACAGAAAAAAAUGCAAUACAAGAAGCUUCUGCUAGAAAAGAACCAUCAGACAGCCACAACUUAACCAUCAAGAUUCCUUCGUCUGAAGUACAACAAUCUCGAUCAAAAUCAUCUACACCUACAAAAUCCUUGACUUCAAUUCGAUUAGUAUUAAAGCAGCCUAGUUCAGAAGCAGAAAACAGUAAGUCAGCAGCAAAGCAUCAACCACUAAACAAAACAACAAAGUUUGAUGAAGCUAGAAACAAAGAAUAUGACUCAGACAGCAAUUCUGCUUCUACAGCAUCUUAUGAGUACAGCGACGAAGAAAUACCUCGCCAUGUUAUAGAACUGUCCUCUGGUAAUGUUGAAGACACAAUACAACAAACUGCAAACAAACCUGCUGUUCUGUUUGAACGUUAUCUUGAAUAUAACUCAGAACAAACGACAGAGGCAUCCGCAUCCCAGCUUCAAGCCAGCGAGAAGCAAUAUUAUCUUGAAGCAUCCAAAAAGCUUUGGCAAAAAAUCAGAAGAUAUGCUAACGAAAAAGGCGUACCAGUUGUCAAUAUAGAUCAGUAUAAUAUCAAUACUUCCUCCAUCCCUAAUGCAGAAGGCUUCUUUAAGCAUGUCUUUUUCUUGAAUAACGACAGCCAAAAAGUGAUACAAACAUUCAAACGUAUGACCAUCACGCAGCGCACAACUGAAAUUGCAGGCUUGCUUGCACUUAAAAAUCUACCACAUAUGGGACAGAUUACAGAAGUAUUGCAGGAAAGCCAUGGCGAGAUUAUUGGGUUAUGCAUGCAACGUUAUCAAAAGACACUCAAACAAUACACACAUGCACAUUCACAUCAUCGAUUAACAGCCUAUCAAAAAAUGGAUUUAGUGAUUCAAAUGCUCGAAUGUAUUGAGACUAUACAUAGUAUAGGAUUAGCCCAUCGUGAUUUAUCAGAAGUCAACUUUAUGGUUAACGAGACUAAUACCAAGUUACGUGAUGGCAGUCCAAAAGCAGAGCUGUUCUUAAUUGACUAUGGCAAAUCAGCAUUUACUCGUGCUGAAGAUUACAGACGUUGGUGGGUAGAACAGCCUCGUCUUUCCAGUAAAGAGUAUGAUGGGGAGACAGUCCCAAGGACUAAAAAUGAAUUGGAUAUCUGGUGCCAGCGAUUACCUUGGAUGAAGUCUAAGCCUGAUCAUGGAUACCGGCUCUACCGCUCAAUUCAAACUUUGCCCAAGAGUCGCAUUGAUACAGAUGAUUUGUCUUGGUUAGUCAACCCACUAGCAGAAGAUUUGUAUUCACUUGGUACCCUCAUUUGGAAGACAUUUUCUGAAACAGAGCCUUGGUAUGGUAUUUUAGAUAGUGAUAUAAGAGCGCUACGAGAUACAGUAGGAGAUGAUUACCGUAUUCAAAAAACCCUUGAACGAGAAGUACCUGGCAAACUGAGUCGGGAAUUGCUUUCCAAUUUCCUCAAAGUACAUCCAGAGCAAAGAAAACCAGCAUCUCAAGUUUUAUCUUGGCUAAGAGACAUCAAUGUGCAAAAUGGAUUGAUUGCUGAAUGGGAGAGUUAUGCCCCAGUGAGAAGACAAAAGAGACAUGCAAAAUCGCUAUCUAGAUAUGACGAUCAAAAAGAACAUAUGUGGAUUCCCAGAAAAAAGAACAGAAGUUGAGCCGUUCCGCUUCUAGACUAAUAAAAAUUUAUUAUUCAUUAAA